This is a messenger RNA of Xyrauchen texanus (razorback sucker), 1845 nucleotides long. Its product is annotated as transcriptional regulator Myc-2. The transcript has 3 exons. The record is from RefSeq and is a predicted model, not a curated record. NCBI's taxonomy places the organism in Eukaryota, Metazoa, Chordata, Actinopteri, Cypriniformes, Catostomidae. Gene Ontology annotation, biological process: regulation of transcription by RNA polymerase II; positive regulation of cell population proliferation. The coding region runs from base 218 to 1423 and encodes 401 amino acids. Gene Ontology annotation, molecular function: protein dimerization activity; DNA-binding transcription factor activity, RNA polymerase II-specific; RNA polymerase II cis-regulatory region sequence-specific DNA binding.
CAGUCUGCUCAGCAUCCGAGGGGCGGACGGGUGCGUCGCGUGAAUUACAGUUUACAUCACUUUGUAUUUGACCGCGACUCAGAAUCCACUUAUGCUGCAAGAGAUCGGAGUAAACUGUUGGAUUUUACUUUUUGUUCCUAUUUUUUUCGCAUCUUUUCAUUGCGUUGAGUCUCUCACUCAACCGUUCUGAACUGCAUUUGUUUACACACGGGUCAAAAUGCCGGCGAGUUUGGCGUAUAAAAACUAUGAUUACGACUACGACUCCAUUCAGCCCUAUUUUUACUUCGACAACGACGACGAGGAUUUCUACCAGCAGCAGCAGGGACAGACUCAGCCUCCUGCGCCCAGCGAGGACAUAUGGAAGAAAUUCGAGUUGCUGCCCACACCGCCUCUCUCGCCCAGCCGAAGACAGUCGCUCUCCACCGCCGACCAGCUGGAGAUGGUCAGCGAGUUCCUCGGAGACGACGUGGUCAACCAGAGCUUCAUCUGCGACGCGGACUACUCCCAAUCCUUCAUCAAGUCCAUCAUCAUACAGGAUUGCAUGUGGAGUGGCUUUUCCGCCGCUGCCAAGUUGGAGAAAGUGGUUUCUGAGAGACUGGCAUCCCUGCACGCUGCGAGGAAGGAGUUGAUAGCAGAUAGUACGGAUAGCAGCUCGAAUCGACUCAAUGCAAGUUAUUUGCAGGAUCUGAGCACUUCUGCAUCAGAAUGCAUCGAUCCAUCGGUGGUCUUCCCUUAUCCUCUUACUGAAUCUCCCAAAGCCAGCAAGGUUGCACCAACACCGCCCAUGCUGUUAUUGGACACUCCACCAAACAGCUCCAGCAGCAGUGGGAGUGAUUCAGAAGAUGAAGAUGAAGAAGAGGAGGAAGAUGAAGAAGAGGAGGAAAACGAAGAAGAGGAGGAAGAAAUCGAUGUGGUGACCGUGGAAAAGCGACACAAAAGGAGUGAGACCGAGGUUUCGGAAUCGAGGUACCCAAGUCCGCUGGUGUUAAAGCGCUGUCACGUCUCCACCCACCAGCACAACUAUGCUGCCCAUCCCUCCACGCGACACGACCAGCCCGCAGUCAAGAGGCUUCGAUUGGAGUCCAGCACAGUUGUCAGCAGCAGCAACAGGCACGGGAAGCAACGCAAGUGCACAAGUCCCCGAACAUCAGAUUCGGAGGACAACGAUAAACGCAGGACUCACAAUGUGUUGGAGCGUCAGCGCAGAAACGAACUCAAACUCAGCUUUUUCGCACUACGGGAUGAGAUCCCGGAGGUUGCAAAUAACGAGAAAGCCGCCAAAGUGGUGAUCCUAAAGAAAGCAACAGAGUGCAUCUACAGCAUGCAGGUGGAUGAACAGAGGCUGCUGUCCAUCAAAGAACAGCUGAGGCGAAAGAGUGAACAGUUAAAACACAGGCUGCAACAGCUGCGGAGUUCACAUUAAUGCUUCUGUCGCAAAGUGAAAAGACUUUAAGAAAUGUUUCCUUUGCCCCUGCUUUUAUAUGCAAGUUAAAGACUGUUGCUGUGUAUAGUUGUGAUGUUGCAUGUUCAAUGCAUUUUUUUUUUUUUUCUUUUGAAUAUUGUCACAGUUAAACAUUUUAAGUGGUUAAAUAAAUAAUUUGUAUUUAAGUCAUUUAUUUUUUAUUAAUAAAAUGAGAAAAUAUGGGGCUGCACAAACCCUAAAGUAAAUUUUUUUUUUUUUGUACGUUUUUGUAUAUAAUGAAUUAAUAUUUCCUAAGAAAGGUAUUUUUGGAUCUGUAUCAGCUACAUGUUCUCAUCAACCAUAUUCUGUUUCUCGAUAUGGUUUUUUCCACGUUUUCACGAUUCUUAAUCAUAAAUGCAUUUCUUUUUGAGGUUGAGUCUGGU